CGCCGCUCCCGUGGUUCCCGCACUGAGGAAACGCCCGGAGCUGAGGCAGCAGCACCGCCUGCCACAGCCUGCUGCCCUGGCCCCCGCGGUGCUGCGAGCAGCCGGCCCCAUUUCCCUCUCACUAGUACUGACGAUUCAGUUUUUUAACAACAGUGAGGACCGAUGAGGUCUACGGCUGCGUCUUCGUACCCGAUCUGUUGUCAGCGUUGAGCUGUGCAACAGAUUUGCCAAAAAAACCCCCAGAUUUGCAAAUGCACGGCCCGGCGGCACGCAGGACCAGUGCCCAGCGUUGCCGUGCUCCUCUUCCUCGUCCGCCCUCCCCUGUCGCUGCGGCACCUUCCUCUCUAGCGACGGCCGCUGAGCGCACACUUGCCUUACAAGUGAUUCAGCACAAACAAACUGUGUGCUCAUGAGUUUUGAGGUUGGUUUUUGGUUGGGUUUGUUUUUUUUUUUUCCCCUAACCCCAAUAGCAGGCAUGAGUGUUGCUCCAAAAUACCAGCUGGCAAGGUGCGAGAUGCUGUCUGGCAGCCGAGUGCUCCCGCUCGUGCACGGGCUGCAUCGGCUGUGUGAAGCGUGAGAAAACCCUGCAUAAAACUCCGUCAAUCUUGGAAGCACUCUGUUUAUAUUCUCUUCAUGUUGUCUCAUUAGUGCAGAAACUUGCUUCUGCAUGAACGUUACCACCAAAAUAAUGGCCUAAUAUAAUUAAAGCUCCUGGCUCUUUCAGUUUGAUGGGUGAUAAAAAAAAAGGCCUCGUGUCUUCAUGAAUUCAAAGCUUGCGUGGUUGCACAGUCUCACUGAAUCUGUCUCCUCGCUCCCUUCAGAAACACCGCGGCGGUGGUCCACAAGGCUUUGGAUGCACGUCAACGAAGCGUUGGCCCCCGGCGGCACAUUCUGCAGGCUUCGUAACUGCUGUGCCAGCCCUGAUGUUUUAUGCAGCCCAGGCCCAGAAGAAACUUUGUAAGAGAGGUCUAAAGAAUUCAGAUGGAGUGACUGACCUCGAGCACAGUCGCUCUGAAGUUAUUGACAGCUCGUUCCCAUGAACGCUGCCAUGCAGACUUACCAAAUAUUUUCUUUCUUCAGAAAGUCAAUGGAGUGUUACCAAAUGUACUCAGCAUUCCACUGUUUGCAGUAAUUUUGCCAUGAUAUUCCCAGUGAAAUAUUACUGUUUAUGUCUGUGUAAUAAGAAUGGAAAGAAAAUACGCUUUCCUUAACAAGACAUGGAUGCAAAUCCUAUUUAGGAUGGGUUUCAUGUUUGCAGCAUGGGGAGGUUUGGCUCUGAUGAAAGUCAUGUGUGUAGUUAGUUGUUUUACGCACUGCGAGUCUCAGAUGACUGGAAUUAUGUUCUUCCAAUUUAACAAGGUUACCCAGUUAACGAGCGGAGAGAUGAGUCAGAGCACAACCCUAGAUCCCAGCUCUCAUGAAUUUAACACGUCAGGACAGUCUGAAUCUGCCCCUUCCACUCUGAAAAGACGAUCCUUACUGAACAGUACAUGCAAUUAAACUUUUUCGUUCUCUUCAAAUUUUGGAUGUUGGAAUCAGAGCAAACAAACCUUAUGAAUGUGACACCGGGCCGUUUAUUUGAGAAGCUGUUGAAUUUAGAUCUAGUUUUUACUGCUCUAGGACAAGAAGAUGCCGAGAGGGUGUAGGUUAUACUUCAGAGUCAGGCAGGGUUUUUUUUUACUGCACGGUAAUGGAAAGGUGCCUGAGGGAGCCUGGCAAUCACUGAAAUCUGUUUUGGUGGUCGUCUUAAUUAGCCACUAAAGGCGUGCAUGGUCUGUGCCAAAGGAAGGGGCCUCGCCUCAGCGAUCGGGGCAACGGGACGAGCUGCUAAAUCAGCAAGGACGGUUGUCAUCGCGGGUAUUCCAGAUGGCCUUCUGCACAAUGAUGUCAUGACUGACAUCCUGAUGAUUCAUUUCCAAAUGUCGAAGAAUAACGGGGGAGAUGUGGAAGAAGUAAUGUAUCCGACGAUGAAAAAAGGAGUUGCAUAUGUAACUUUUGAAGAUCGAGAAGUUGUAGAGAGUGUUCUAAAGAAGGAUGAACAUCGACUGGAAGACAGGAGGUUGUCUGGAUACUAUCCGCUGAAAGUAACCCGUUACUGUGAAAACGUCUUCAGCUCUGUCACAUCUGUCCUCAAUAUGUCUGUUUUCAAAGAUCAGUUUGUUUUAGAAGACCUGAUACAAGAAUUUAAAAAGAAGAGCACAGCUUUGAGCUUUGGUCCUUUGCAAUCCAAUGGGCAGAUCUCUGUCCAAGGGUCAUUUCCAGCAAUGAAAUUGCUAAGAGACUUUCUCUUACUAAAAGCACAAUCCCUUUCGGAGAAGGACGAAAGAGAAGAAAGUAAGUCCCGUCAGAGGCCGAGGAGGAGGCUACAGCAACACGGACUUACCCCGGAGACGAGCAAUUCUGUUCAUGCUGCAGAUGGGGAAAAACAAGUGGUCGUUCUUGACACAGAUACGUAUCGCUACAUGAAGCACUUUUUUCCCAGGACAUUCCCAGUAAAUGCUGAUGUUGUAAUUUCUGAGAUCACUGAUGGCGAUAUAACUACAGUAUCUAUUGAGAAUGCUGGAGGUAGGUCUGGUGCUGGACAGGUAUUAAGAGUCAAAGAGAAAAUUGAAGAUCAGUCUGUAAAGCUCCAUCACGCUUUACGUAAAGAAAGGAUCUACUUUGAAGAGCACGUCAGAGGUGGAACGUGGAGAUACAAAGGGGUGUGUGCAAGUCUACAAGCCCGUUACCCUCAUGUUUUGAUCAUUCCUUAUGAUACUCACAUUGAUGUUAUAGGAAAUUCUUCUGAGAUUUUUGAAUUUACAAAGGAGGUGAGCAAUAAGUUUCGGAGCCUGUUUCAAAGCAGGUAGAAAGUUCAUGGUUUUUACACGUUGUGCUGCUCAGACAGACCGCACCGGUGCAACCUGUGUGCCUCUGUGUCACUGCGGAUCUGUCACAUGCCUCCUGCUCACAGUCUGCACUUGAGGGUGGACAAGCCCAUUCCCCCCAAACACCAAAUUAAGUUCAGAACAGGAACCAAAUAAUCUGUCUCUCUCGUGAGCUUAGAGACCGAAGAAGUUAGGCUUCCUCUGUCCAGGGACAGCCGCCUUUUGCCUUUUGUUAGCUGCAUUCUGGGCACGUGCACUCUCAUUCUGUCUUGCUGUCAGGGAGCGUAUGAUGAGAAAAGAGAACUUUUUUAAAGCAUUCUCAUUAGCAUAACAAGUCAGACUGACAAAGCUGGGCGAGCCAACCUGAUACAAAAUACUGCAUUGACGUUUCUUUGUGCAAGGAGAUGACCACUGAAAACGGGAAUGGUGGCCUUUUACUGUUGCCUUUAUCUGCAGAAGGAAGUCCUCGUCACUGAGGUGCGUGAAGAAGGUAGAGCUUUGACCCUUGAGGGGAUGGAACGCUUACUACAUUUACAGGUUUACUAAAUUUACAUGUCCUGAGAAAGACCUUAGAAGAUGGCAUUGGAAGUUUUUGACAGUAGAAAAUAAGCGAGUUUGUUUUCAUAGGAGCUCUUUGGUUUUUUCUUUCAGCUGUAAUGGCAUAGAAUCAUAGAAUGGUUUGGGUUGGAAGGGACCCCUAAAGGUCCUCUAGUCCAACCCCCCUGCAGUGAGCAGGGACACCGCUAACUAGAUCAGGUUGCAUCUGCAGCAUCCCUUGCCAGCCUGUUAUUUAGACGUGAAAGUAUAUCCAAAGUUUUGAUAGGAAAAUGUCGGGGCAUUUAGACUUUGGAAUCAGCUUCUGUUUAUGCAAAUCCAUUUCUGUAUCCAUUACAAGGGUCCAAAUACCUAUCCUAAUUUAGGCUUUUUGUAAAACCAAUUCAGAAAAUAACUUUUAUUUUGUGCUAUCAGCGUGUUCAGAAGACUUUGUCAAAACUUACAGAGCACCAUCUCUUAUGUCUUACGUGCAGGAA
Molecule: messenger RNA, 3898 nt
Organism: Egretta garzetta (little egret)
Lineage: Eukaryota; Metazoa; Chordata; Aves; Pelecaniformes; Ardeidae
Gene: RBM43
Product: RNA binding motif protein 43
Exons: 4
Coding region: 1770-2849 (359 amino acids)
Molecular function (GO): RNA binding
Source: RefSeq, a predicted model, not a curated record